AUGCUGCUGCUUGUGCUGGAAGUGAAUGUUUUAAAAGCAAGGCUUCGUCAGUUGGAAGGCCAGGUCACUCAUAUUCCUCAGCAACAACCGCUGCUGCCCGGAGGCCACCCGCACUCCCACCCGGCUAACGCUAAUUCGACGAAUACCGACCCGCCGUCGCUGACUGAACCUCAAGAUAAUCACCUGCCGAGAACGCUGCUGCUCGAUACGAUAAACUUUCAUGAUGGCUAUACUCUGGUGUACGACUACGAGCCGGUGAGACGACGCCAUUAUAGCCCUCUUCAGUGGAUCUCGUUGAUCAAAGUCGACCUGAGCUUGGCGAAGUUAUGGGAUUUCAUCACCAUGCUUAUUCCCCCGCCGAUGCAGCGGCUUAGGCAACCGCCGAUCAUCAAGGAUAACCGCGACGAGCUGCUAUUCCACGCGAAGACUCAGGACGAAGUGGGGCUAAGCGACGUCGAACCGUUCUCGCAAAGAGCGUGCGGCACCGAUGAAGCGCAAGUGUACCGUGAUAAGUUAAGGGAAAAGGCACGAAUGAUGGGUAUUUCCUUUUUCGAAAACGGCUUUGAUACUGAAUUGUCAUUGCUUGAUAAGAUCCAAUUAGUGAUGCCCCGACGUCGUGUGGUGUGGCUCUUGUAUAAACGAUGGUUCCGCAGUCUCUAUGUCCACGUCCCCAUUGUCGAUGAGCUUGCGUUAAAGGCAGAAUUGGAACGACUCAUUGGUCCCGAAUCGGAAGUGGAUGAAUAUAUUGGCAAAAUCACCGCUGAAAAACGACUUGACUUUGUAUUUUUGGGCCAAUUCCUCCUCAUAUUGAGAAUGGCCUACCUCUCGUUAUUCACUAACAGUAUGACCACUUACGAAGGGCUGUCCACUCAGGACUUGGAAUAUCUUUUGGCCAACCCCGUCGACAUCGAUGCCGCCCAAAUCGCCGACCAGUGCCUCAGCCAGUUUAAUGUCGCCCGUGCCAUCAACUUUAAUAUCCUCCAAUUGGCAAUGUUGAUGCGUUAUUACCGUAUCUACGCUCCCGAAGAAGGUGACGGCGUCGACGGUGGGGAACUGCCAGUACUGAUAGCCAUGCUUGUCCAAAUGGCUAGAGGUUUGGGUUUACACCGAGACAUCGAGAUGCUCCCGGAUAACCCCCUCGGACCCCGUAAAGUCCAUUUGGGACGCAAAUUAUGGUGGUGUCUUGUCGUUCUCGACUAUAACUUACGUCUUCAGGACGGGACCCCGUGUCAAGUGAGCCCUGAGUCUUUCGAUACUAAAGUGCCCUGGUACACCGCCGAACUGAAAAAUUGUGUCAACGCUGACUUGGAGAAAGCCGCCAUCGGGUGUAUCGCUGAUUUCAGUGCGGUGAUGAUCCACAUCUAUGAAGUGGUGGGGAUGAUUUCUCGAGUUAAAGGCAAUGUCCACGUCCACGAAUUGAGAGAUAAACUCCUUAUGCUUCAAAAACAUGUCGAUCUGCAGUGGUUCCUGAUCCAGUUCCUGUUAUCGCUGCAAUUAUACGAUAACUCUUUAUCCCUUGAAAAGACAUUUAUGAAAGUUUUGGGCAUUGGCGUCUACUUCAACAACACCUACUUACUCGCGUCAGUGUGGUUUGUCCUUUUCAACUACUACGAGCUGCGAUGCAAUAACGAAGUUGCUUAUUGGCACUUACGCGAAGUGAUUCAAAAAGUAGUAUGUGACAUGAUGCCCUUUUACGAUGGCGUGUUAAACCGAGCCACGGAGAUCUUUAGCGAUACCACUGACUUAUUCGUCAUCCCGCUGUUUGAAAACAUCCACCACCAAGCAAUCAUGGUGCUUCUUUCGGUCUACGUGCGGCUCCAAUUCACCUACCGCCGGCUAUCAAGAAACGCUGACCACCAGCAACGCCUAGCUCAAGACUCGGCUUACCAACAACGGAUCCAGCUUCUAGAACUGACGCUGCUGCUUGUACGCCAGUGCUUCGACACGUUCUUGCGCCACAUCCUGAAGCUCGCCAACCGCUACUACUACGCGUGGAGAAUCUACCGGGGGCUGCAGAAGUUCGAGCAGGCGAUGGACAUGGACGUGUUCUACGAAAAGUACUUGGACAACGUUGAUUUCACCGAUUUCAAGUUCAGCAACGAGAUGCUCGAGGAGAUUAACCGUAUGCUUUCCGGAGUGAUGGAGAAGGUUAGCCGUCAACGAAAUGCGAAAAAAUCACGGCCAGAAAGACCGCUGCCAGUGGCCCUGCUGGCACUGCUGGAAGAGAGACAGCCGCUGGCAGAUACCGACCAGAUGUGGUACCACUUAUUACGGGAGAAAGAUGAACGCCGUAAUGCUCAGGCCAACUUCGACGAGUUUGCGCCCAUAGCCCAGUUACCCGAUAUCGAUUUGUUCAUCAACGGGUACGGCGUCGAUGCUGCUAGAGUCGAUUUAACCGAUGUCCUUGAACUUGACUUUGGUUUCACCUAA
Diutina rugosa is the source of this 2430-nucleotide messenger RNA. RefSeq names its product Zcf29p (gene ZCF29). NCBI's taxonomy places the organism in Eukaryota, Fungi, Ascomycota, Pichiomycetes, Serinales, Debaryomycetaceae. Gene Ontology annotation, cellular component: nucleus. The transcript has a single exon. Bases 1 to 2430 code for a protein of 809 amino acids. Gene Ontology annotation, molecular function: DNA binding; zinc ion binding; DNA-binding transcription factor activity, RNA polymerase II-specific. The record is from RefSeq and is a predicted model, not a curated record. Gene Ontology annotation, biological process: positive regulation of transcription by RNA polymerase II; DNA-templated transcription.